This is a messenger RNA of Suncus etruscus (white-toothed pygmy shrew), 1303 nucleotides long. RefSeq names its product vascular endothelial growth factor D (gene VEGFD). Gene Ontology annotation, molecular function: chemoattractant activity; growth factor activity; vascular endothelial growth factor receptor 3 binding. Gene Ontology annotation, biological process: induction of positive chemotaxis; positive regulation of angiogenesis; positive regulation of mast cell chemotaxis. Gene Ontology annotation, cellular component: membrane. Lineage: Eukaryota; Metazoa; Chordata; Mammalia; Eulipotyphla; Soricidae. The transcript is spliced from 7 exons. The coding region runs from base 145 to 1215 and encodes 356 amino acids. The record is from RefSeq and is a predicted model, not a curated record.
UUUUGAUCACCACUGAUGAUUUGUUUUUUUCCAUGUGAAAUCUUGGGUUUCGAACUUGCCUUCUGGAGAAUGCCUUUUGAAACCAUUUUCUCUAGCUGCCCGGUGUCCGCAGCUUGGUAAUCAGUGGCUUUUUAAGUAUUCAAAAUGUGCAGACAGUGGGUCCUGGUGAAUAUUUUCAUGAUGUCUUAUCUGCUGCAGUUCGUACAAGGCUCCAGUUCUGAACACGGACCAGUGAAGCGCGCAUCUCGGUCGAUGUUGGAACGGUCUGAGCAGCAGAUCCGGGCGGCUUCUGGCUUGGAGGAGCUGCUUCGGAUCACGCACUUUGAAGACUGGAAGCUGUGGCGGUGCCGGCUGAAGCUGAAAAGUUUGACCAGUACAGACUCACGCUCCGCAUCCCAUCGGUCCACUAGGUUUGCAGCAACUUUCUAUGACAUCGAAACACUAAAAGUUAUAGAUGAAGAAUGGCAGCGAACCCAGUGCAGUCCCCGGGAGACAUGUGUGGAGGUGGCCAGUGAACUGGGGAGAAGCACCAACACCUUCUUCAAGCCUCCUUGCGUCAAUGUGUUCCGGUGUGGGGGCUGUUGCAAUGAAGAAAGCCUCGUGUGUAUGAAUACCAGCACGUCGUAUGUCUCCAAGCAGCUCUUUGAAAUAUCAGUGCCUUUGACGUCAGUGCCUGAAUUAGUGCCUGUCAAAGUGGCCAACCACACCGGUUGUAAGUGUUUGCCGACGGCUCCCCGUCAUCCAUACUCCAUCAUCAGAAGAUCCAUCCAGACUCCAGAAGAUGAUCUCUGCUUCCAUUCCAAGAAACUCUGUCCUAUCGACAUGCUAUGGGAUAGCAACAAAUGUAAAUGUGUUUUACAGGAAGAGACUCCACUCUCUGGAAUGGAAGACCAUUCACACCUUCAAGAACUGACUCUCUGUGGGCCACACAUGAAGUUUGACGAAGAUCGUUGUGAGUGUGUCUGUAAAAUACCAUGUCCUCGGGAUCUCAUCCAGCACCCCGAAAACUGCAGUUGCAUCGAGUGCAGAGAAAGUCUGGAGAGCUGCUGCCUAAAGCACAAGAUCUUUCACCCUGACACCUGCAGCUGUGAGGAUAGAUGCCCGUUUCACACCAGAACAUGUGCAAAUGGAAAACCAGCCUGUGCAAAGCAUUGUCGGUUUCCAAAGGAGAAAAGGGCAGCUGCCCAUGGGCUCCAGGGUCAAGAAAACCCUUGAUCCUGCUUUGUCCCCAAGACCCGCAUCCCUGUCAUUUCUAACAGCAUGCUGCUUGCCAAGUUAUUGUCACUGUUACUUUUUCCCAAGA